UCGGUGUCCUCGGUGCUCUCUCGGAGCUACACAGUGUGCAUUACUUUCCUCGUGCUGUCUGCAGUGCUAACACAGUGACAGCUUGAAGAAUUAUUCCGUUUCGCACCAUGAAUACCAAGGGUUUCUGCAUGGGAGAUCAUCUCCAUUUUCUAAACCAUACUAAUAAUUUGUUAAGCCAGUCGCCUAUGGAGGACCCACCGCCGUCAUGUGAGCCCUGCAUCAAAACAGAACCGGCCAGCCCGGUGUUCGCCCUCGACAGCACAACCCAGUUGAGCCCCGGGGGCUCGUCCGACAGCAGCGGCUACAGCCUCCUCUCUGGGGGGCAAUCGCAGGAUCUUGAAUCCCCAAACUCGGGAAGCAGCGGAAGCAGAGGCUCAGUACCAGAUUCCUGCAGCAAUCAGCGGUACCGAGAUGGGCGGACCCUGCAGCUCUCCGCUGCAGACUCGCUCAUCAAGUGUGAUUACGGCUCAGCGCUCAGCUCCGGACCCAAGCGGCUCUGCCUGGUGUGCGGGGACUUUGCGUCGGGGUAUCAUUACGGAGUUGCUUCGUGUGAAGCUUGCAAAGCAUUUUUCAAGAGAACCAUCCAGGGUAAUUACAAAGGUAACAUAGAGUACAGCUGCCCAGUGCUGAACAAAUGUGAGAUAACCAAGAGGAGGAGGAAAUCCUGCCAGGCGUGUCGCUUCAGGAAGUGUCUGCAAGUCGGGAUGAUGAAGGAAGGAGUCCGAAUGGACCGUGUGAGGGGAGGCCGUCAGAAAUACAAAAGAAGGAUCGACUCUGGAUCUGCCCAGUACAUAAAGACACCCUCUUCAAAGCCUGCCAAAUCAACAGGCAACAAAGUCAUUUCCCACCUCCUUCUAAUGGAGCCCACCCCAGUCUUUGCCAUGCCUGACCCCACAGCCCCAGAAAGUGAUGUCAAAACCCUGAUGACCCUGUGUGACCUCCUCAACAGAGAGCUGCUUAUCGUGAUUGGCUGGGCAAAGCACAUCCCAGGCUUCCCCAGCCUGCCUCUGGCUGACCAGAUAGCCCUGCUUCAGAGUGGCUGGAUGGAGAUCCUGGUCCUUGCCGUGGUGUCUCGCUCGCUGGCUUUUGCGGAGGAGCUGGUGUUCGCUGGGAAUUUCCUGCUGGACCGCGGGCAGUGCCGCUCGGCCGGCUUGCUUGACCUCUACAGCGCCUUGCAGCAGCUCAUCGGCAAGUACCAGAAAAUGGGGCUUAGCCCGGAAGAGCUGGUCACCCUCAAAGCCAUGGCGCUGGCCAACUCAGACUCGGGUCAUGUUGAGAACGUGGAGGCUGUGCAGCGUCUUCAGGACGGGCUCCACGAAGCCCUGCAGGAGUAUGAGGGGAGCCGACACCCCCAGGAUCCUUACCGCACGGGCAAGCUGCUCAUGACCCUGCCCCUGCUCCGGCAGACCGCCAGCCGAGCCAUUCACUGCUUCUGCCGGCUGCACCUGGAGGGCAGGGUGCCCCUGCACAAACUCUUCCUGGAGAUGCUAGAAGCCAAGAUGUGAUUGUCCAGGCACCACCACCAGUCCUGGGGGAUUCAAUGAGAUGUGGAAUCGCACCCCAAACCUUCUCAGAACUAUUGCUUUGGUUGGCCAGCAUCUGCAGGCACUUAAACAGCUAUGGCAAAAAGUUUAGCAUCACCUAGAAUUUUAGGAUUGAGAGAAAAAAAAAAAAACUAUAUGAACAUAGUUUAGAUUUUUUAUUUAACAUCAUGUAGUCAAAAGAAACAUCAAAAUGAUAUUGCAAAAGUCUACCGGAAGCCGUAAUAGUAGUACAGUAGCAUUUCAUGUUAGAUUGCAAAAUGUCACAUUUUUUGUCAUUUUUUUACGUUAAGUUUAUGGAAAACUACAAAGCGGUACGUAAUUUAAUAUGUUAACGUAACAUUAUUCAGCAGGUUUCAUUCGACUUUAUGAAGCAAAUUGAGUUAAUUCAAUAAGGUAAUACAACACUUUUGGCCAUAUCUGUUUAUAUAUAUUUUUGCAUUGAGAUCCUAGGAAGAUUAAUGGAAACUCAGAAGGAACAAUACAGUUUUACAGUGUAUCUCUCCUCUAUCCACCCAGCCCUUUCCCUUCAAAAACCCAGAAGAAAACCCAACUUACAUAUGCCAUGAUAAACUCUAGCUUACUGCCAUCACUGGAUAGACUUGAACUAUCUGUAUGCUACUUUAAAGAAUACAGGGUGCUUCCAUUUGUUAUAACUUAUGAUAUGCCUUAUCUACGUUUAAUCAAAAGUCGUCAGUGUUGUGCACAGAAAAAAAAAUAGUAGGGUGUCUGCUUACUCCAAUCAAGGCAGACCAAAAUAAAUAAUAUAUGUAAGUGUGUUUGAAAAGGUUUUAGGGAGUUACCUACAUUUAUUUUACAUGAUUCUGUUUUGUUGUACGUACUGAAUAAGCUGUUGACUUCGUAGUAUUUUAAAAUGCGAUCUGGAGCAACUCCGGUACUGUAGCUCCUACAAAUUUAUAAUGUAUUUAUUUUUGUAUUAUUUAAUAAA
Acipenser ruthenus (sterlet) is the source of this 2490-nucleotide messenger RNA. RefSeq names its product estrogen-related receptor delta (gene esrrd). NCBI's taxonomy places the organism in Eukaryota, Metazoa, Chordata, Actinopteri, Acipenseriformes, Acipenseridae. The transcript has 7 exons. Gene Ontology annotation, cellular component: nucleus. The coding region runs from base 108 to 1505 and encodes 465 amino acids. The record is from RefSeq and is a predicted model, not a curated record. Gene Ontology annotation, biological process: regulation of DNA-templated transcription. Gene Ontology annotation, molecular function: DNA-binding transcription factor activity; nuclear steroid receptor activity; sequence-specific DNA binding.